Molecule: messenger RNA, 1257 nt
Organism: Cucumis sativus (cucumber)
Lineage: Eukaryota; Viridiplantae; Streptophyta; Magnoliopsida; Cucurbitales; Cucurbitaceae
Exons: 4
Source: RefSeq, a predicted model, not a curated record
ACGUUUUUCUCUUCCGUCCAUUUCUUCUCCACUUCCAUCCAUUUCUUCUUCACGACUCUCCGCUAUAUUUUCCGAUUUCAACUUGUUCACCGAACGUCUCCAUUUCUUCUGCACGGGUCUCCAUUUCGACUUCAUCUCCGGCGGACGCUUCUCCACUUCCAUCCAUUUCGAUUUCAGGUUUGUUUUCACCGGACCUCUCCAUUUCUUAUCCACUCCUCUACAUUGGCAGUGCCGUAUCCAUCAUCUUUGAAGUCAAGUCUCAGUAUGGCUUCGACAUCAACUAACGGUCCCAUGUACAAGAUUGACCCUGCUCAUCAUUUUCAGUCUAUAGUAAGUAGUUUAGCACAUUUAGAAAACAGUACACGUACAAUAAAGGCUAAAUUGAAACCGGAUCAAUUAACCUUAUUUAGAAAUACAAAGUUCGGCCACUUUUUGGAUCUGAAUAUAAUCUUUAAUGGGCCGCUCAUCCACUACUUAUUGUUAAGAGAGGUGGAAGAUGAAAGGGUUGAUCACAUAAGUUUCAAGAUAGGAGAAGUCGUGUGCAGUUUUGGAAGGAGAGAAUUUAAUAUGAUGACGGGUCUAUGGAGUUCUCAACCAGAGCCUAUUGAUUUGGUUGGGAAUAGUAGGUUGUUGGAGAAGUUCUUCGAACAAAAAAAGUGUAUUUAUAUAAGUGACUUAGAGGACACAUUUGUGGAAUACGAGGGGGAUGACGAUGACGAUGACAUAGUUAAAUUAGCUCUAGUUUACUUUAUAGAGAUGUCAUUGUUAGGAAAAGAUAGGCGGACGAAAGUGGACCGAACUUUAUUUAGGAUUGCAGAUGAUUGGACCACAUUUAACAAUUACGAUUGGGGAGGGUUGGUUUUUGGACGUACACUUUCUGCCUUAAAACGAGCCUUGGACAUGCAACAUGCCAAGGGAAAGAAUAAAUCAACUAAGACAAAAUAUACUGUCAUGGGAUUUCCGCAGGCGUUACAGGUUUGGGCAUAUGAGUCUAUACCAACCAUCACUGAAUGUGGUGUACAUAAAGUAAGCAACGAUGCAAUACCACGAAUGCUGAGGUGGGUGUGCGAACUAUCGCCGAAGUCUCAUGUCCUACAGAGGCAGGUGUUUGACUCACCAAUGUUCUUAAUUAACGUGGUAAUUGAGAUGAUGCCUGAAGAGGAGGAGCAUCUAAGAAUGUCUUCAGGGGAACUUGUUGAGAAAACUCAUCCAUAUAACACCGUUUCUGAGAAAGAAUGGUGAUUCAAAACGACCAGG